Vicia faba (fava bean) is the source of this 504-nucleotide messenger RNA. The record is from the annotation of a GenBank genome assembly. NCBI's taxonomy places the organism in Eukaryota, Viridiplantae, Streptophyta, Magnoliopsida, Fabales, Fabaceae.
AUGUCAAAGGAUUGGAGUGCUGUUUUUGAACGUAGCAUCAACACACUUUUUCUCACUGAGCUUGUUCGAGGUUUAAUGCUGACGCUGAAGUACUUCUUUGAUAAAAAUGUUACAAUCAAUUAUCCAUUUGAGAAAGGCCCUCUUAGCCCUCGUUUCCGUGGUGAGCAUGCACUUAGACGAUAUCCAACAGGAGAGGAACGUUGCAUUGCUUGCAAACUUUGUGAAGCUAUCUGUCCCGCACAAGCAAUAACAAUUGAGGCUGAGGAGCGUGAAGAUGGAAGCCGCAGGACAACUCGGUAUGAUAUUGACAUGACCAAGUGCAUCUAUUGUGGAUUUUGUCAAGAGGCAUGCCCAGUUGAUGCCAUUGUUGAAGGGCCAAACUUUGAAUUUUCUACCGAGACUCACGAGGAGCUUCUAUAUGACAAAGAGAAACUGCUUGAAAAUGGGGAUAGAUGGGAAACAGAAAUUGCAGAGAACCUGAGAUCUGAAAGCCUUUAUCGCUGA